Echinococcus granulosus is the source of this 1521-nucleotide messenger RNA. RefSeq names its product Prenylcysteine oxidase. Bases 1 to 1521 code for a protein of 506 amino acids. Gene Ontology annotation, molecular function: prenylcysteine oxidase activity. The transcript has 9 exons. Gene Ontology annotation, biological process: prenylcysteine catabolic process; prenylated protein catabolic process. NCBI's taxonomy places the organism in Eukaryota, Metazoa, Platyhelminthes, Cestoda, Cyclophyllidea, Taeniidae. The record is from RefSeq and is a predicted model, not a curated record.
AUGCUAACACGGCAGACAUUUAAAAGGGUAUUAAUGAACCCUCAACAGCGUGGUACUGUCAAACGCGUGGCUGUUAUCGGUGGAGGUUUCAGUGGGUGUUCAACUGCCUACUUUCUGCGACUUCUCCUUGACAAGGCGGUGGCCAUCACCAUUUUCGAGAAGUCCGGUCGGGUGGGUGGUCGCGUUCGGUCGAUUAGCGUCGAAGGUGGCAACGAGUUGUAUGAAACAGGUGGAGCUCUAUACACCAGCAACAACCAAUACAUGAGUAUGCUUGUCAAUCAAUUCGGUCUGACAGCACAGCGUCACGUGCCAUCGGAUGAGGCGCUGUCGCUGUACAUGGGACGCCUACGCCCCUGCGCUUUCAGCAGCAACGCGGGACCUCUAUUCAUCAAUCGCCUGCGCUUUGCCCUCCUCUAUGGCACUGACCUCGUGCGCUUUCAGCUUGCUAUCGCGCGCCACUGCCGGGCCUUUAAACAAAUAUACGAUUUGCAGAAGAAGGGUGUGUCGUUUGACUCCCCCAUCGCUAUGCUUGGAGCUCUCUCACCGGUAUUUCCGAAAAUGCUGAAGUCUACUUUCGGAUCUUGGUUGGAGCAGCAUCUCAAAUUAUCAGAUCGUUUCUGCAAGGAAGUUGUUUAUGGCGUGGUGUCGAAUUGCUAUUGCUCAGAUCUCACCCUUCAUGCGUUUGCUGGCAUGACCGCUGCGAGCGGGCUCGGUGCCGACCUCUUCUCCGUUGUUGGUGGGAAUGAAAAGGUGGCUCAGAAACUCUGUGAGGCCGCUCUCCGAUCAAACCCACCGAGUAUUUCUAGAGAGGUUUCGCUGAGAACUACGGUCACCAAGCUUUCCAGAGGUUCGAAGCGGAGAUUUUUGGUGACAUACAAAAAUGAUGGUGUUGAGAAGAGCGAAGAAUUCGACUUUGUGGUGCUGGCUUUCCCGAUACACGAGAAAGCGUCAGCAGUACCACACACUAAUGAAGACCUUUCCAAGUACCUGCCUUCGAGAAAGAAGUAUAUUGAAGUGGAUUUCACUCACUUUCUUGGUGAAUUGGAAGCCAUGGAGUUUGGUCUUCCUGCUGGGAAACUUCAAUGCCGAGGAAGCAACGGGGUGACAAUCCUGCCGACGUACGAGGGCUAUGAGGUGGAGAAGGGCACACUAUUCAAGUACCUUGGUCGAGCGUGGUCCACUGCAGCGCACGAGGGAGGCAACACGAAGACGCGUGUGGGCUGCUGGUCGGCUUUCUCACUCCCACAACGUACUCCCGAGCCGGGCCGACAACUGCUAAAGCACUAUGCCAAGCCCAACGCCACUCUCAUAAACUCCUCCCGCUGGUUUGCCUACCCUAUCUUCUCUGUCGUCCAGAAUGAUCUGGAGAAAGCAUAUGGGAAAAUCCUACUAACUGAUGGCCUUAUUUACGUCAAUUCAUUGGAAAGUCUUGCAUCCAAUAUGGAGAUGGCCCUCAUUGGUGGUCACAAUGCGGCUCUUCUAAUUGCCCACAGCGAGGACUUCACAACCUUCGAUCAGUAG